Molecule: messenger RNA, 3380 nt
Organism: Uranotaenia lowii
Lineage: Eukaryota; Metazoa; Arthropoda; Insecta; Diptera; Culicidae
Gene: Nop17l
Product: protein kintoun
Exons: 6
Coding region: 618-3263 (881 amino acids)
Biological process (GO): axonemal dynein complex assembly
Cellular component (GO): cytoplasm
Source: RefSeq, a predicted model, not a curated record
UGCAUGGAUGGCAAACUGAAAAUUGAAAUUGGAAGUAAAAAUCAACAUUUUAGUUUGGACUCUUUAUUUUUUGUUACGAGAUUGGGCUUGGGCCCGCUGAAAAGAAUAAAGCUUGCUCUUUAUUCUUACACAGAUUUCCAUAAGAAUGACAGCUAAUCGGUGUGAAAUUCGAGUGAAGGCUAUUGCUUUCUCUGUUGAACACAUGAGAAAUCGUAUCCUGGAUUGCAAGCGCGCCCAUCGCCAAUUUUAGCUCGAAACAAGGAAAUUUUAUUUUUCCCCGGUACUCUCAAAUUCCAGGACACAUUGUUAAAUACGAUAAUAAGUCAUGAAAAAUCUCAAUUUGUAGUUCAGUCGAUUUACAGUGUUUUGACUUUUUAUCACAUAUGGUAUUUUUGUCUUCUUCAAAUGUUACGCUACCUUUGUUAGAUCGAUGCAUGAAGAGUUUGACACCGGAGUGAAAAACGGAAGUAACGAAAAUAUUAAAUUUAUUUAGCUAAAUUUGCUAUUAAUACUAGUACGUUGCAUUUAGAAAGGAUUAAUUUUGUAUGGUCAACUUUAUUUAAAACGUUAUUCAGCAACAUAUAGCAGGUCUUAUCAGGACAGCUACAUUAAAUAAGAUGUCCAAUGAAAGUUUCAAACUUUCUCGGGAUGAGUACAGAAAUUUAACUCGAUGCCUUGGAAACGAAGAAUUUCGAGCUUUAUUCAAAGAAUACUGUGAGGAAUUGGCCGACCCGGAAAACCGGAAACAAUACGAAGAAGAAAUUAAGAUUUUGGAAGCUGAGCGUGGUUACGAUGUUAAAUUUGUUAAACCACUACCGGGUUAUGUAAUUAAGUCCGUUACUAGCGGGCUUAAAAAAGUUUUCAUCAAUGUUUGUCAUUGCGAUUUGAUAAAUAGGCCUACUAGUCAGCCGGGAAACGAUGAAAAUGGUCAGAAGGGCCUUGCUUGGAGCAUACCUUACGCUCUAAGCGAACCGAGAAAUGACUUGGAUAAUCGAAAACAAUCCUGCACUGUUUACGAUGUUGUUUUCAAUUAUGAUGCUCUGUACUUGGCCAAAAACAAUAGUAAUUUUCGAAAACUUGUAACUGAUACGGCAAUGGAUGCUGUGGAAAAUGCUUUCAAGAUUGAGCUCGAUAAAAAAGUUUUAAAGUUCCCUAAAAUCCAGUACAAAGGAACUCCACGGAUGACAGUAAUACGGAACAAAAAACAUGAUAGUGAUUACACUGUUGACACCAAUGACAAAAUAUUGGCGCCCAAUGCUCAACAAACAGCGGAAAGUUUGGUUGAUGAAUUACAAUCGCAAAAGCAGGAAGAAGACUUUAUUACACCUACUUUUAAACUGGUGCAACGAAAAUAUAUAGAACUGCAUGAAACCACGGAAGAGUUGGACGCCAGAAUAGAUAUCACGAUUCCCAAGGCAUUGGCAAUCGACAUUGACUUACCACUGCUUGAUUCAAUAGUUGAUUGUGAUUUGGAUGUCACCGAUAGAAACUUACAACUAAUUAAUUUGAAAGAAGGCUCUAAGUACAAACUCAACAUAAAACUGCCAUAUGAAGUAUCUGAAAAAGAGGGGAGUGCAAAAUUUAAUGCAGAUACAAAAAUUUUGAGUAUAGUUCUUCCAGUCAUUCAAAAACGUAAAAUUUCCCUAAAAGAAAUUAAUUGUAUGGAUAGGAUACAAGAAGAUGCAAUGAAAAAAGCUAUCCAAAAUGAUCCAGAUUUAAAUACAAACGAUGUUACUCUUGCAUUGAAGCCGACUCCCGCCGUAAAUAUGAACACACCAAGCGUGACUUCUCAAGAUUCCGAUAUUUCUAGGAAAAAAAUAUUUCCAAAAUAUUCUGUGAACAAAAUGGAAAGCAUAUUAGCAUUCACGUUAAACGUACGAAAUGUCGAUCCUGAUAGCAUCGUCAUCAAGAAAGAUACUGAUGGCGUUUUGUGCUAUUUUUCAAAUAUGGGAGGUGGUUUUUAUUUGUCUUGCUAUUCAUUCUACGUGCGAUUUCCAAACGUAAAUGUUCUGGAUGUGAUUCAUGAACAGUGGGAUAAUAAUAUAAUUCUUCAACUGAUUCUGGAUAACUCUGAUGUUGACGUGUACUACUCAGGUUUAAAUGAAAACAACGUGAAUCAGCACUCCAUUUUAGAAGACAUUUCUGUGAAAAAUAAUUUUAUUGACAGAGAUUUCAAGGAAGAUAGCCUUAGUAUUGCUGUAUGUAGCAAGCAGAUCAAGGCACGCCCUAAAUCAUCCGACUUGAGCAUAGAAAUCAAGACCAAAGAUGAAAUCAUCUAUAAGUGCGAAAUUGGCGCUCCUACCGUAGGAAAAGAUUCAUUAGAAGAUUCCAUAAACUUUGAAGAUUCUUUGGAUGUUGCAGAAAAACAAAAUACAACACUCAAAGAAGAUACACACGAAACUAAGAAAUCUAAAAGGAAUGCUCGGAAACGGAACAAAAAGAGAUCUGUAUCUGAAUCUCUGUGCGAUCAGUUAAAGGUGAGUAAUAAAACAAAUAAUGGAAUUUCUAAACCAGAGGAUUCAUCGCUUAAGGAAGAUUUAGCGGAUGUAACAAAUCAAAUGCAGUCAUCUCUUUCAACGACAACUGCGGCGCCUCGCAAAACACGCAGCAUUUCUGAAUCUUGCGCUAGAGAUGUUUCUACUGAUUCCGUCGAAAAUUUGUCAGCUUUGAUCGACUUCAACCGAAAAUAUUACAAGGGUAUUUUGAAGCACUCAUCUUUGAAUAGAAGCAUAAGUGAGUGCUCUUCUUUCGAAGACAACUCCUAUAUAGCCACAUCAGUUGAUUGUUCUGGAGAAAGUCACAAUGCUGUUGAAUUGUCAGAAAGCUGUCGAAAAACAGUUAGAUUCAAUGAUUUUAUAAAAACAAAGCUAUUUAGAUCAAAUUCCAGCAUUCUUGCCCAGAAAAAGAAAAAUGCGAAGAAAAACGAAAGUAAAAAGCGUGUUAUGACACGUAGAGCCAGUGAAGGAGAGAGCACAGACAACGAAGACAAAGAUUUUGUGAAUGUCAACGAUGUAGUAUCCAACACAAACAUUGAAAAUGGUCAGCACGAUAGUGGCAUUUCACUGGACUCGGAUGCUGGGUAUUCUGAAAAGGAUGAGUUUAUCGUACAAGGUGAACAAUUAACUGAUGUGGUAAAUAGUAAAGCUGCAAAUCAAACUAAGGUAACCAAUAAAGCAAAACUGCCGCAAAAAGGCGCCGCAAAGUUUUCAGCUUCAAGUGAUAUCGAAUUCAAAAGUGAUAUGAUAUUUGAUAUAGAAAUGUAGGUAAGGAAUCCUAAUUUAAAUUGUUUUCAUAGUUUACUUCACACCUUUCAGCUGAAAUAUUGUAUAACAAACUGCGAUUAUGAAUAUGUAAUAUUUGAAUUUUAAUUGAAUAAAAAA